AUGGAUAAUUCAAAGGGGGACGCGGGAGUCUCGGCAUUUGACGCGGUUCUCCCCCCGCCUCACCCUCCCGGUGAGCUGGUUCGCCAGGGGGCUGAGGCGCGCAUCUACUCAGCCCAACUCCUCACCACACUUCCCAAGCCCUGCAUCGUGAAGGAGCGCUUUGUGAAGACCUACCGACAUGAAACCCUGGACGCCCUCCUCUCCCUCAAACGAAUGCGCGCGGAGGCUCGUCAACUGCUCAAAUGUCGCCAACUAGGUCUGCCCGUGCCGGCCAUCUACCACGUGGACAUGGCUCGACGACAGCUCUGGCUGGAGGAUGUGGGCCCCAACGCGGUGCCCCUCGGUGCCUGGCUCUCCUGCCUCCUGCAGGACGAGCAUCUUGAUCGGGGCGAGAAAAGCGAGAAGCUGGAGCUAAUGGCACACCGUCUGGGUGAUUUGCUGGCCAAGAUGCAUGCCAAUAAUGUCAUCCACGGAGACUUGACUACUGCAAACAUCCUCGUCCAGAUGGUGGGUCUGAUCAAAUUGUGCUCGUUGUGCAAGUUGAAGUGA
This is a messenger RNA of Dibothriocephalus latus, 549 nucleotides long. Lineage: Eukaryota; Metazoa; Platyhelminthes; Cestoda; Diphyllobothriidea; Diphyllobothriidae. The record is from the annotation of a GenBank genome assembly.